AUGACCACAGCCAAGGCGUUGAAGCUCUACGGUGAGAGGCUUUCGGAAUGGGAGAGGAACGAGAUCAGGAAAUACCCGGAAGUGUGGUUCUUGGGAUUGGAAGCCAACAAAGUUCAGGCCAGAUCCAACCUUCCCAACAAUUGCGGCUUCGAUGACGAGAACGGUAGUUAUAACAAGCAAAUCCACGACCAUAUAGCCUACAGAUACGAAAUUCUAGAAGUCAUUGGAAAAGGCUCCUUCGGCCAAGUUAUCAGAGCUAAUGACCACCGCACAGGCAACCAAGUAGCCAUCAAGAUCAUUCGCAAUAAGAAGCGGUUCCAUCACCAAGCGCUGGUGGAGGUCAGGGUCUUGGACCAUCUCCGGCUGAAGGACAAAGACCAAUCGCACAACGUCAUCCACAUGCUCGAUUACUUCUACUUUAGGAACCAUUUAUGCAUCAGUUUCGAACUAAUGAGUAUUAACCUGUACGAAUUGAUCAAGAAGAACAACUACCAAGGCUUCAGUUUGAGUUUAAUCAGGCGGUUCGCGAGCUCGCUGCUGCGAUGCCUCAGGCUUCUUGAGGCUGAAAACAUUAUCCAUUGUGACUUGAAACCGGAAAACAUAUUGUUAAAAGCAAGAGGAAGCUCCUCAAUCAAAGUUAUAGACUUCGGUAGCUCCUGUUACACUCAUGCACGCGUCUACACAUACAUACAGUCACGGUUCUAUCGAAGUCCCGAGGUUAUUCUGGGACUGCAGUAUGGAACUCCUAUCGAUAUGUGGAGUAUGGGUUGCAUCCUUGCAGAACUCCACACAGGCUACCCUCUCUUCCCCGGUGAAAAUGAGGCAGAACAACUCGCUUGCAUCAUGGAGUUACUAGGACCACCACCUCCAGAUCUUCUGUUACAAGCCUCUAGGAAGAGACUGUUCUUUGACUCAAAAGGUUCUCCACGCAGUGUGACAAACUCCAAAGGUCGUAAACGACGCCCUGGCUCAAGGACCUUAGCUGCAGCAGUACGUACUGAUGAUCCUGCAUUCCUGCACUUCCUCCAUAGAUGUCUAGAGUAA
Molecule: messenger RNA, 1044 nt
Organism: Arctia plantaginis
Lineage: Eukaryota; Metazoa; Arthropoda; Insecta; Lepidoptera; Erebidae
Source: the annotation of a GenBank genome assembly